GCAGGGGGUGGCGGCGGCGGAGCGAGCCGGGAGCGGGGGGCUGCUGGCUGGACGCUGCGGACUCGCCGUCUGUGGCUGUGCCCAGGGCAGGAAGUGACUCUUCAGCGCCGCGGCCGGGGGACUGUGUCUCGCUUGGGAUCGGCCAGCCACUGUAACUGUGAUCGGGGGUGCCGAGAAGCCGGCGCUGCUUCCCCCCGCCCCAGUCCUGCCUCCCGGCCGAAAGCGGCUGCAUCCCCUCGGCCCACGGGAAGAAAACUUGGUUGGAUUUAAAAUUUUCCUUGGGGUAGAAAGGAGCCCCGCUGGCGUGGGGUGAAGCUUAUUGAGACCGCGGCGAUCAAAGGAAAUAUGCUCUAAAUUUGGAAGCUGUAGAAGAUUAUCCUGAUAACAUCUAUGUAGACAAAAGAAUGUUCCAUGUGGAUGGUUAUAUUGAGCUGAUUGCUGCAUCCCACUGAGUUUGAGAUCCAAGUUCAGAAACCGAUUCAGGCUGCAAUGGUGUGAACUGGACAAGGUGGAGUGAUUCGGAAUGUUGGCUUUGAAAGCUCAGGGAAGAAGCAGUAGGGGGAAAAACGUAACACAGUGUGCCUGAAAAUGACAACAAAGCGGAACUUGUUUGUGCGGUUGGUGCCAUGCCGCUGUCUGCGUGGAGAAGAAGAAACUGUCACUGCACUUGAUUAUUCUCACUGCAGCCUGGAACAAGUGCCGAAAGAGAUAUUUACCUUUGAAAAGACCUUGGAAGAACUCUAUUUAGAUGCAAAUCAGAUUGAGGAGCUUCCGAAGCAACUUUUUAACUGUCAAUCCCUGCACAAGCUGAGUUUGCCAGACAAUGAUCUAACAACUUUGCCAGCAUCCAUUGCAAAUCUCAUUAAUCUCAGGGAACUGGAUGUCAGCAAGAAUGGCAUACAGGAGUUUCCAGAAAACAUCAAAAACUGUAAAGUUUUGGCAAUUGUUGAGGCCAGUGUAAAUCCAAUUUCAAAGCUUCCAGAUGGAUUUUCCCAACUGUUAAACCUAACACAGCUGUACCUGAAUGAUGCUUUCCUUGAGUUUUUGCCAGCCAAUUUUGGCAGGUUAACUAAACUCCAGAUACUGGAACUGAGAGAAAACCAGUUAAAAAUGUUGCCAAAAACCAUGAACAGACUGACUCAGCUGGAGAGAUUGGACUUAGGAAGUAAUGAAUUCACAGAAGUGCCGGAAGUACUUGAACAACUGAGUGGGUUAAAGGAAUUUUGGAUGGAUGGUAAUAGACUAACUCUUAUCCCUGGGUUAAUUGGCAGCUUGAAACAGCUGACCUACUUGGAUGUUUCUAAAAACAACAUUGAAAUAGUUGAAGAAGGUGUUUCAGGCUGUGAAAGCCUACAAGACCUGCUGUUAUCCAGUAAUUCACUUCAGCAACUUCCAGAGUCCAUAGGUUCACUAAAGAAAGUAACAACACUUAAAAUUGAUGAAAACCAGUUGAUGUAUUUGCCAGACUCCAUAGGAGGGCUAAUAUCCGUAGAAGAACUGGAUUGUAGUUUCAAUGAGAUUGAAGCUUUGCCUUCAUCUAUUGGGCAACUCACUAACAUAAGGACCUUUGCUUCAGAUCAUAAUUUUUUAAUACAGCUGCCACCAGAGAUUGGAAACUGGAAAAAUGUAACAGUGCUAUUUCUGCAUUCCAACAAGCUUGAAUUUCUCCCUGAAGAAAUGGGUGAUAUGCAGAAAUUAAAAGUCAUCAAUCUAAGUGACAAUAGACUGAAGAAUUUGCCCUAUAGCUUUACAAAGCUACAACAGCUGACUGCGAUGUGGCUAUCAGACAAUCAGUCUAAACCGCUCAUCCCCCUUCAAAAAGAAGUCGACCCUGAAACACAGAAAACAGUGCUUACUAAUUACAUGUUCCCCCAGCAACCAAGGAGUGAAGAUGUUCUGUUCAUAUCUGAUAAUGAAAGUUUCAAUCCCUCUUUGUGGGAGGAGCAGAGAAAACAGCGUGCUCAGGUGGCAUUUGAAUGUGAUGAAGAUAAAGAUGAAAGGGAGGCACCACCCAGGGAGGGUAAUUUGAAGAGAUAUCCAACGCCAUAUCCUGAUGAACUAAAGAAUAUGGUCAAAACAGUUCAAACGAUAGUACACAGACUAAAAGAUGAAGAAACCACUGAAGAUGGUGGCAAAGAGUCAAAGAGAGAAGGCCAGCAAGUUUCAGUAAAAGAUGUGGGUGUAAAGACUUCAGAAAUUGCUUCAGCAAAGAGCAAAACAGAAGACAGAGAGAACUAUAUGAUGGAAAACUGCGUGCAGAAGCCCACUGAACCAGAAGCUGAGCACAGCACUGGAAAUUCACAGAUGACUGCACAUGUUAAAACCUUAGAGAACACGAAAAUAAUUGUCAACCAUGAAGAUACGCUUGAGGAGUCAGAAGAACUUUCUUCUGAUGAAGAGAUGAAAAUGGCAGAAAUGCGCCCACCGCUGAUAGAAACUUCCAUUAACCAACCAAAAGUAGUAGCACUUAGCAAUAAUAAAAAAGAUAAAGAUGCAGAUUCCUUAUCAGAUGAAGCUACCCACAACAGCAAUCACAAUAACAGCAAUUGUUCCUCUCCUUCUCGAAUGUCAGAUUCAGUUUCUCUAAAUACCGACAGUAGCAAUGACACUUCAGUGUGCUCUCCGGACAAAGAAACACAUAGUGCUGCUAUUUCCAAAAUCAGGCAAGAAGAUGAAAAUUUUAAUAGCCUUUUGCAAAAUGGAGGUGAAUUAAACAUCACAGCAGAAGAAGAAAUCAAUGUGCAAGAGAAAGUUACAAAUUUACCUGAAUAUGAGUUAAGGAUUGAAGAGAGAUUAGCUCUAAUAGAAAAAGGUGUUGAUCUAAACACAACUACUGAGGAAUCACACAAAUUAGACCAAAUUAACAUGAACAUCAACAAACUGACUAGUGAAGAUACAAUACAACCAAGUGUUAUGGAAAGAUUAAAGACACAGGAAAUAGUGUCAGUAAAGGGCUGUUUAAACUAUAACAUGAAAGAAGAAACUGAGCACUUGGAAAAUAGAAAUCAAUAUUCUAACCUCUGUUCUAUAAGUAAAGUGAAUGGAAAUUCUGAGAAAGUACCACAAUCUCCAAGGAAGGCUGAAUUAAAGAGAGGCAUUACAGUUGACACUGAUUCUUCUGUGGAUAUAUGUAUUUCAAAGAGCACUGAAGAUCUGUCCCCACAGCGAAGUGGUCCUGUGGUGAAAUCUCACAGUAUCACCAACAUCGACACUGGUGCUCUAAAAAUUUUUGAUAUUGUUAAUGACAAUGGAUCCCAAGAGCCCAACUCACUGGUAAAAUCAGCAUCUGCUGGUCCAGAUGGAAAAAACAUUGUCCGAAGCAAGUCUGCUACUCUUCUAUAUGACCAACCUUUGCAGGUAUUUCCUGGAUCAUCAUCAUCUUCUGAUUUAGUAUCUUGUACAAAAACUUUGUUUAAGUUUGAUUCAAAUCACAAUCCUGAAGGUGCUAAUGUAGUUAGAGGACCAGGGGCAAGUGGUGCACAGAUGUUCAGUGUACCUCAGUAUAAUAUCCAAUAUAGCAGCAGUACAACAGCCAAAGACACCUUGUGGCUCCCAAAACAAAAUGCCCAAAUAGAACAAGGGAGCUUACCACCUCAGCGUCUAUCUAGGUCAGACAGCACAGAAAGCUCUAAUUAUGUAAAACAUACUGCCAACAUGAAUUUCUCCAAUCAUAAUAACGUUCGAGCCAAUGCUGCAUAUAACAUGCAUCAAAGGAUGGGUGGAAGACAUUUAGAAAUGUGGGCUAUUCCACCGAAUGAUAGACUUGUUCCUGGAGCAACCAGAAAUACUCUUCAGAGACAGAGCAGCAUAUCCUCUACAGCUUCCAUAAAUGUUGGUGAUACUGGACCCCCAAGGCGUGCCCAGGUUCCUGAAGGGGACUACUUAACAUAUAGAGAUUUGCAUUCAAUGGGAAGAGCUCCACCAAUAAUGUCUGGGCAACCGAGACCUCUUUCUGCAAGAACGUACAGCAUUGAUGGUCCAAAUGCACCUAGACCUCAGAGUGCUCGUCCUUCAGUGAAUGAAAUACCAGAAAGAACUAUGUCAGUUAGUGACUUUAAUUAUUCACGGACUAGUCCCACAAAAAGACCAAACCCAAGGGUUAAUUCUGAACAUUCUUUGUUAGACCCUCCAGGAAAAAGCAAAGUCCCUCAUGAUUGGCGGGAACAGGUGCUGCGACACAUUGAAGCUAAAAAGUUAGAAAAGAGCAUGCUGUCUAGGUCCUUUAAUUCCAAUUAUGCUGCAGUUAGCAGCUUUCAGUAUGGCAGCUCUAGGGAUCUGCAUGGCAGCCAGAGUAGUGUUGCCUUGAGUGUUGCAGACAGAAGAGGUUCUGGUGUGCACAUUGUUCGUCAUCCCCAGACAUCCACCCCAGGAGAGCCAUGCCAAGAGGAUGUAUUCAUUUCAGGACAGCAGAACUAUUCAUCUGGCACACUUAAUCUCAAAGAUGUUCCUCCAGACAGCAUGAAGAAAGUAGCUGCACAGAUACCUUUGACAAAUGGGCAGAUGUGCCAGCCUCACAGGCCUCAGACAAACUAUAGUCAAGCCCAUCAUCCACCUCCCCAAGCAUCUGUGGCAAGACAUCCCUCUAGAGAGCAAUUAAUUGAUUAUCUGAUGCUGAAAGUUGCGCAUCAACCUCCCUAUACUCAGCCUCAGUGUUCUCCCAAACAAGUCAAUGAGAUGGCAAAGCAAGAGAUUCGAGUGAGAAUUGAAAAAGAUCCAGAGCUAGGAUUUAGUAUAUCAGGAGGAGUUGGUGGUAGAGGAAACCCAUUCAGACCUGAUGAUGAUGGUAUAUUUGUAACCAGAGUGCAGCCUGAAGGACCAGCAUCUAAAUUGUUGCAGCCUGGAGAUAAAAUAAUUCAGGCUAAUGGAUACAGCUUCAUCAAUAUUGAUCAUGGACAAGCGGUGUCCUUGCUGAAGACUUUUCAGAACACAGUGGAACUCAUAAUUGUGCGAGAGGUUUCUUCAUAAAUACUGUGGGGGAAAAAGCCAGCAAGAUUCAUCAAAGGACUUGUGGGAAACUGAGUAUUUUGAUUAUUUUUAUAUAUGAAAGGAACUUGAAAAAAUUAUGAUCAAAAUUUGUACAGUAAUGAAAUAUUGAACUUGUGGUUAUGGGGAAGAACCACUGUAUAGAACAUACAGGAAACCAUUUUUGAAAUGCAUAUGGUGAAUAACCCUGGUUACAUUUUUAAGCAUUAUAGCAAUCAAGAAUCACUCCUCCAAGAACAGACCUGUGUUGUUUUUGUACAGAUGGUCGGUUUAUUUUUGGAUAAUUCAUACACAUUACUAAACGUUGUGCAAGGCUGUGAGAAGCCUCAGCUGUAGCCAGUGGACAGAUGGCAGGGCUGUCUGUCCUGUAGCUGUUUACUGCCUUUAUUUUUAUUCACUGGGUAUUAAUGUGUUAUGCUGAAACCACUUCUCUAGAUAUGGGCAAGAGAUUUGAAACGUUGGCUUUGCUAUGUGCACAUUGUAUAGAUGAAUGGGUAGAUGGAAGUUGGUGCUGGUUGGGUUAAUUUAAAGGCCUAGUGAAGAACUAUUUGCUAUCAGUAUCUGGAAUCAAGAAAGAAGGAAACAUUUGGUUAGUCUGGGAGUGUACGUCUACCACUAGAAUAACGCAAUAAAAGCAUAAUGUCUUUUUAGGAAGACUAUAAUUACAUUAUUGUGAGCUCUUCAGGAUUUGUUCUUAUCAUCAUCAUCGACUAUCCAUUUGCUAUGUGUGAUUCAAGUUUAUUUUUUUUAUUUGCAUACACAAUUUUUUUUCAACUGUACUGUGGAGAUGUGCCCAGAGGUUUUUCUCUGCCAUGGAAAUCCCCGAUUUUGUGCAAAUGGUGAUACUUCUAUCUUCUUUGUAAUAAGUACUCAAUUUUAAACUUAUUUAUAGAUUUUUUUUUAAAAAGGCCAGUUUUUAAGAUUGUGUUGCCUGUAAAACCCACAAAACACACACACACAGUAAAUGGGUUAGGAAAGAAGGAUUAGGAAAGUCAUCUUGAUUUUUGUUUGGCCUUGCAUUGCCUUGUUAAACUAAAAGGAAACAAUACGCAUGGAGCUAGGUAACCAAAGCAAGUUUGUGAAACUGUUGAACAGUGACGGAUAAUUGCUAAGGGUAACUGUAGAGCAAAAGGACGGGGUACUUGGAACCCACCAGUUUGUAACGAUAUUUCUUAAAGGGCUGUUCCUACAGGAAACAUUAAAUGUGAACUAGACACUUCAGAGUCAUUAAAGGGUUUCUAACUAUAUUAAUGUAAUAGUGAUUUACCACAGGCUGCCUUUGUUCCUUAUUACUGUAUAAAAUAUUUGAUUAUACUUUUUGUUUGCCUGACACAUUAACUUUAUUUUCUCUUUUUUUCCUAUGUAAUUGAGUAGAGAUUGCAUAAUCUGCAGUGGUAAUUAAAACAUGGUUGUUAUGGACCAGGGAAAAGUGCCAUAGAAGACCAAUAACUGUUUUUAAUCAGGGCUAAUUAUUAGCCCAUCAUUGGAGCAAUAUUCAUUUGUUGCAAUUCAUUUUUAAUUAAUAAAUAUAAGUUCAUAGUUUUAAACUGGUAGAAACUGCCUUUUCAACCCAUAUGUAAUAAAAUGUUUUUAAUAAAGCUAGCAAAAACACCAGCCCACUUUCAUUUUUGGAAAAAUGAGCUGGAACAUAAAGGAAUUAUACAUAGCUAGCUGAAAUAAACAGGCAGUACUUUUUAAAUACGUGAACUCCAAUAUUAUUGCACUUCUUUCAAAACUGUUAAUCUGUUGCUUCUUGUACUGUGUAUAGUUCUAAUAAUUUUAACUGAAACCCUUUAACAACUCUUUGUAUAUUAUAAUUUUUAGUUGAUUUUCUGUAAUAUUUACAUAGGAAUUGAUUUUUUUAAUAUUAGCAGAAGUGUGCUGUAUUUUGAUAAAAUUCACUUAUUUUCUGUGUGCUUUAAUCUUUACAGAAAAGAACAAAAAUAUAGCUAUAUAAUGGCAGGCUUCCGCGUUCCUUUUUUCCCCCUAAGACUUUUUAAUUUCUCAAUAUAUUUUUUUAUCGACAAUGCAAAAUGAUCACAUGACGUCUUCAUUGCUUUUAAUCAUACUAUUUUUAAUCACACUCUGCCUUUUAAAGGGAAUACAUACAGAUAAAUCCUAAUUUAACUUGACCUGAUACAUAAACUGUAACUUUGAGGAGGGAAAAGUCCAAAAACCAGAACUGAUUCUUUACUGAUCUUGGACUUAUUUUAACUUUGUGUAUAUUAUACAGUAGGUUUAAAUAGUUCAAUGAGGGUUUUACUGUUGCAAAUGCUGUAACAUUUUUCUUUAAUGUUAACAGAAGGUUUAAACUAUGUUGUGUCAAUUAACUUAAUUUGUAAGGUUGUGUAUUGCAGAAAAAUACUGUUACCAAAAACAUUGUUUUGGCUAUGGUAUAACUGUAGGAGUUUAGUACUUCUUGUGGAAAUACUUGGCCAAAGUCUGUCUUCAAGAAAUUAGCAAACUAAUCAUGAAAUAAAAUAUUGAUUGUAUUGAUUUUACAAAGAAAAUAUUGGAGGUGUUUUUUAAAAAUGUAUUGAAAAUGGUUAGGGGAUUUAAAAAAAAUCAACAUUCAUGUUUUUUGGAGAGUGGGAAGGGAGAGGUCUGUUUAAUUAGUCCAUUCAAAAUACAGGAGGAGCAGAACCAUAUCAAAGUUAUUUAGCCUAUAUUUUCAAACAAAAUCAAAUUCAUCAACACAAGUGUGGAAUUAAUAAAGUUUACAUCAACUCAAUGUUCUCUCUCAUCAUAACAAUUCAUUAAAGAAUCAGUUCAACUUACAAUGAAAUUUCCCACGUAUUUAUUAUGUAAAUAUUUUUCUGACUUCCUUUUUUGGACUGGAGUUUAAAAAGUGUGUAUAUACUUGAAAGCAUUCUAUGAACACAAACAGCAAUAAGCAACACACAGAAUCAAGCCUUGAUGAUUGAUUUGCUGUACUACUUUUUUUAGAAUUAUUUCCUUGUCAGCAGUUAUGAAAUGUUUUUAUUGAUCAGCAUUUAUCCAACAUUCCAAAUUUUUGUAUAUAAUUAGAUUGUUUCUGAGAUAACACAUGGAGAAUAGAUAAUAAACUAAUGCUCUUUAAA
Trachemys scripta elegans is the source of this 8063-nucleotide messenger RNA. RefSeq names its product erbb2 interacting protein (gene ERBIN). Gene Ontology annotation, cellular component: postsynaptic membrane; adherens junction; postsynaptic density. The record is from RefSeq and is a predicted model, not a curated record. Gene Ontology annotation, molecular function: protein binding. The coding region runs from base 589 to 4965 and encodes 1458 amino acids. NCBI's taxonomy places the organism in Eukaryota, Metazoa, Chordata, Testudines, Emydidae. The transcript is spliced from 29 exons. Gene Ontology annotation, biological process: neurotransmitter receptor transport postsynaptic membrane to endosome; neurotransmitter receptor transport, endosome to postsynaptic membrane.